UGUUUAUAAGGUUAAUUUGUCUUUGCUUCAGUUUCCUCAUCUGCAUGGGGGGAACUCAUAGCAGCCCUAUGUAGUAGGUACUAUUAUAAUCUCCACCUUACAGAUGAGGAAACUGAGGUAGAGGUUAAAUAAUUUGUCCAAGGUCCACAGCUACUAACUAUUCCCUUGUUCAUGGCAAUAAAAGUACAUGAUUCUGAAACUUUUCCAUGUUAGUCCCUACUAAUUUCAUUUCUCUUGUGAGGCCCUCAGGCAAUUGUCUGCCCUGUAAGGUCUGGCGAUAGUCAAGGUAGUGUUGUAACUUGUACAAUAUAGGCAAGAGUUAGGACUAUUGCAUCCAUUUUCAUCCCAGAAGAUGUAAAAUCCUGUGAGGACGCGUGGUGGCGCUGCAGGAUAAGAAGGUGCAAACCAGAACCUCAGCUUCGGCUCCAUUAACAGGCAAAAUUUACCAGCAGAGCUUGGAAGCCCAAGGGAAGCUCGGGUGCCACAGAAGAAAGACUGGGUCCUCUGAAAAGCACUACUCACCGGAAUAUUUCUGAGGCAUCCUGUGGAAUAAUCACAGUCUCAAAUACUGAGUUCUUUUCAGCUCAGCGGAACCAGCCUCGCCACAGGCUGUACCAAGCAAGAACAAUGGAGGCCAGCAGGAAGAUCAUUUGCAAACAAAGGCAAGUCGUUUUGCUCUUUCUCUUCUUGGGCUUAUCUCAGGCGGGCCCUGAAGCUAGGCGUUAUUCUGUGGUGGAGGAAACUGAGGGGAGCUCGUUUGUAACCAAUUUAGCCAAGGACUUGGAUCUGGGCCAGAGUGAACUCUCCAGGCGGGGGGCUAGGGUAAUUUCCAAAGGGAACAAACUGCAUUUGCAGCUCGAUCAGGACACCGGAUAUUUGUUGCUAAAUGAGAAAUUGGACCGCGAGGAACUGUGCGGUUACACAGAGCCCUGUGUGCUGCGUUUCCAAGUGUUGCUAGAGAAUCCCUUAGAGUUUUUUCAAGCUGAGCUACAAGUAAUAGACAUAAAUGACCAUGCUCCGGUGUUCAUAGAAAAAGACAUGUUGCUAAAAAUAUCAGAGAGCACUCCUCCUGGCACUGCAUUUCCUCUGAAGAACGCUCAGGACGUGGAUGUAGGCCGAAAUAAUAUUGAGAGUUAUAUAAUCAGUCCCAACUCCUAUUUUCGGGUCCUCACCCGCAAACGCAGCGAUGGCAGGAAAUAUCCGGAGCUGGUUCUAGAAAAAGCGCUGGAUCGCGAGGAGGAACCUGAGUUCAGGUUAACCCUCAUCGCUCAGGAUGGCGGCUCUCCACCUCGGUCUGGCACUGCUCAGGUCUACAUCGAAGUCAUGGAUAUCAAUGAUAACGCCCCUGAAUUUGAGCAGCCUUUCUAUAGUGUUCAGAUCCCUGAGGACAGUCCCAUAGGCUUCCUGAUUGUCACGGUCUCUGCUACGGAUGCAGACAUAGGAGUCAACGGAGAGAUUUCCUACUCACUUUUCCAGGCUUCAGGAGAGAUUAGAAAAACCUUUGAGAUCAACCCCAUGACAGGAGAUAUUCGACUGAAAAAACAUCUUGAUUUCGAAACAAUUCAGUCCUAUGAGGUCAAUAUUGAGGCCAGAGAUGCUGGAAGCUUGUCUGGAAAAUGCACCGUUCUGACUCAAGUUUUGGAUGUGAACGACAAUGCCCCAGAAGUCACCAUGUCCGCACUGACCAGAGAGAUCCCUGAGAACUCGCCUGAGACUGUGGUUGCAGUUUUCAGUGUUUUGGAUCUUGAUUCGGAAGAAAAUGGGAAAGUAAGUUGCUCCAUUCAGAACGAUCUACCCUUUUUCCUGAAAUCUUCCUUGGAAAACUUUUACACCCUAGUCACAGAGAGACCGCUGGACAGAGAGAGCAGAGACAAGUACAACAUCACCAUCACCGUCACUGACUUGGGGACCCCCAGACUCAAAACCCAGCACAACAUAACCGUGCUGGUCUCCGACGUCAACGACAAUGCUCCGGCCUUCACCCAAACCUCCUACACCCUGUUCGUCCGCGAGAACAACAGCCCCGCCNAUAAUGUUGUCACCGUCUCUGCCAGCGAUUUAGACAGCGGAGUCAAUGGGAAAAUAUCAUACUCAUUCAUUCAGCCUUCAGAAGAUAUUAGAAAAACUUUGGAGGUGAAUCCUAUGACAGGAGAAAUUCGACUGAGGAAACAAGUGGAUUUUGAAACACUUCGGUCUUAUGAAGUGGACAUCAAGGCCACUGAUGGGGGAGGUCUUUCAGGAAAAUACACUCUUCUCCUGCAGGUGGUGGAUGUGAAUGAUAACUCCCCAAAAGUGACCGUGUCAGCACUCACUGGCCCCAUCCCAGAGAACUCACCUGAGGUUGUAGUUGCUGUUUUCAGUGUUUCAGAUCCCGACUCCGGGGACAACGGAAACACUAUUUCCUCCAUCCAGGAUGACCUUCCUUUUCUUCUCAAACCUUCAGUCAAGAACUUUUACACGUUGGUAACGAGCAGAGCCCUGGACAGAGAAGAAAGAGCCCAGUACAACAUCACCAUCACCGUCACCGACUUGGGGACCCCCAGAUUGAAAACCCAGCACAACAUAACGGUGACGGUCUCCGACGUCAACGACAACGCCCCGGCCUUCACCCAAACCUCCUACACCCUAAAUAGUCUCAGAGACACNGGUGGCUGCUCGGUGCCCGAGGGCCACUUUCCGGGCCACCUGGUGGACAUCGGCGGCACCGGGACCCUGUCCCACAGCUACCAGUAUGAGGUGUGUCUGACGGGAGGCUCAGGUACCAGUGAGUUCAAGUUUCUAAAACCAGUUAUCCCCAAUCUCGCAUUCCAGAGCUCGGGGAAGGAAAAAGAAGAAAAUCCCUACUUUCGGAAUAGCUCUGAGAUUUAAUUACUCAUAGGAACCUAUAAAAAGGACAUUAACUUCUAAUGUAUUCUGUCCACUAUCUAAAUUGUUUAUGCCCACCACCACCAAUAAGGUGCUGUUUAAUUUUCUCUAUUUGGUUCAUCCUCAAUUUCCAAAUUUAUGCUUAACUUCACAAAUUUUCUUUUCCUCAUUUUUUAGCCCAUUUUAAGUAUUUCUUAAUAGAAUCCCAAUGAGCGUAAUAGGGUUUACCUUCAAAAUUAAUUUCAUGAAAUUUUUUCCAUCUUAUAAAUGUCUUUAUUGACAUUCUAUUUACAUUUUUAGUUCUUUCCCUAGAAUUUCUCCAAUUAUUAAACUGCUGCAUGUGUUUGUACAUUUA
This is a messenger RNA of Hipposideros armiger (great roundleaf bat), 3220 nucleotides long. Its product is annotated as protocadherin beta-13-like. Lineage: Eukaryota; Metazoa; Chordata; Mammalia; Chiroptera; Hipposideridae. Gene Ontology annotation, molecular function: calcium ion binding. Gene Ontology annotation, biological process: homophilic cell-cell adhesion. The record is from RefSeq and is a predicted model, not a curated record. Gene Ontology annotation, cellular component: plasma membrane. The transcript has 3 exons. The coding region runs from base 628 to 2868 and encodes 746 amino acids.